UCGUCGCGUAUUCUUAAUAUAGUUCCUCAAAUAGACACGCGUCUGUAUUGUGAUCGGCCGGCCGUCUGGGAUGGCUGUUUCUCCCAGAAGUGAAAUUUGAUUAAUUGCUGGACAGUAGCAGUGUUCUUACAACUCACCAUGGUAUCUCGAAAAGUAUUACUGACCUCGAGAUGGGGAUAUUAUCUUCAAAUUGACGAACAGCAAAACAUUUGUGGCGCGAGAACGAAAGAUGACUACUGUGUUUUAGAAAUGAAUACGGUCGAUUUCAGCAAGGUUACCAUUCGAGGAGAAAAUACCAAUGUAUAUAUUGCGAUGAAUGCCCAAGGAAAUUUAUUCACAACGGACACUGAGAAUCCGUCUUGUGUGUGGAAGGAAAUUCACCAAAGCGACGGUUACAACUACUACGAGUCAGACCAACAUGGCGGGUUCUUCUUGGCUCUCAAGCGGAAAGGUGUUCCGAAAAACGGUAACAGGACUGCUCUGGGACAAAUUUCCAGCGCUUUUCUCGCGCAAUCGGUUCAGUGACACGUUUUGGAGUCGACUAACCCUCAUCAAUACGAACUAUGCGAGAAACAAAUAAUUAUCAUGAUAUUGUAUUUCUAAAGGACAUCAUAAAUAUCUAGUAUCUGUAAAAUACAUGAUCAUUUUGAAACUAAAAGAAAACUUGAUCCUUGAUCUCGUUUAUUUAAAUUGUCAUGUGUUAAAAUAAAGGAACGCUGAAGUAACAGGUAUAAAAAA
Orbicella faveolata is the source of this 738-nucleotide messenger RNA. RefSeq names its product fibroblast growth factor 10-like. The record is from RefSeq and is a predicted model, not a curated record. Lineage: Eukaryota; Metazoa; Cnidaria; Anthozoa; Scleractinia; Merulinidae. Gene Ontology annotation, molecular function: growth factor activity.